Phragmites australis (common reed) is the source of this 1952-nucleotide messenger RNA. Its product is annotated as purine-uracil permease NCS1-like. Gene Ontology annotation, molecular function: nucleobase transmembrane transporter activity. The transcript has a single exon. Bases 100 to 1719 code for a protein of 539 amino acids. Lineage: Eukaryota; Viridiplantae; Streptophyta; Magnoliopsida; Poales; Poaceae. The record is from RefSeq and is a predicted model, not a curated record. Gene Ontology annotation, cellular component: plasma membrane. Gene Ontology annotation, biological process: transmembrane transport; nucleobase transport.
CGGACCCAACCAAGCAACAAGAUCCCAUAUCCUCUCCUCACCUCCUGCAAAGUUCCAAGAACCUCUCCAUCCUCUCCUUCCCCAGCUUCUCCUGUGGCCAUGGCCAUGUCCAUGGCGAUGUCCAAAUCCUUCACUGCGCGCCAUGCGAACCAUUGGCACCACCGCCUCGUGGCGACGAGCUCCCACGCGACGCCACGGCUGCCGCUUCUCCCGCGCAGGCCGAGCCUCACGGUCACGGUCGCCUCGCGCCCACGGCAACUUCCGGCGAGCCCCAAGGCGUCGUCGAGUGAGUCGGACCUGUCCCCGACGCCACCGUCGGAGCGCACCAUGACGGCCUGGGACCUUGCCAGCCUCUGGAUCGGUCUCGUCGUCGGCGUGCCAUCCUACUACCUCGCGGGCAGCCUCGUCGACCUCGGCAUGUCCGCACUCCAGGGCGUCGCCACCGUCGCCUUCGCCAACCUCAUCGUCCUCGUCACCCUCGUCCUCACGGCCGCGCCGGCGGUCACGCACGGCCUGCCGUUCCCGGUGCUCGCGCGCGCCGCCUUCGGCGUGCGCGGCGCGCACGUCCCGGCCAUCAUCCGCGCGCUCGUCGGCUGCGGGUGGUUCGGCAUCGAAUCAUGGAUUGGGGGCCGCGCCAUAUUCCUGCUCCUACCGUCCCGGCUCAAGUCGUACCAGCCCCUGCUCACGCCGGUGCCGGGCCUCGGUGCUGCGCCGCUCGAGUUCGCGUGCUUCCUCGCCUUCUGGGCCGCGCAGCUCGGCGUCAUCAUACACGGCAUGGAGGGCAUCCGCAAGCUCGAGAAGUUCUCGGCGCCGGUUCUCAUCGUGCUCACCUCCGCGCUGCUAGCCUGGGCCUACGCGUCAGCCGGCGGCUUCGGCCGCAUUCUCUCGCUGCCGCCAAGGCUGACGCGCGCCGAGUUCUGGAAGGUCUUCUUCCCGUCGCUCACCGCGAACAUCAGCUUCUGGGCAACGGUUGCCAUCAACAUACCGGACUUCGCGCGGUACGCGCGGAGCCAGGCGGACCAGGUGCUCGGCCAGGCCGGGCUGCCGGUGUUCAUGGGCAUGUUCACCUUCGCCGGGCUCGCCGUCACCUCCGCCACCGAGGCCAUCUUCGGCCACGUCAUCUCCGACCCGAUCGAGCUCCUUGGGCGCAUCGGUGGGCCGGCGACGACGUUUCUUGCAAUCUUCGGCAUCAGCCUCGCGACCAUCACGACCAACAUUGCCGCCAACGUCGUCGCGCCGGCGAACGCGCUCGUCAGCAUGAGCCCGCGGAGGUUCACGUUCGCCAAGGGGGCGCUCGUCACCGCGUUGCUUGGCAUUGCAUUCCAGCCGUGGCGGUUGCUCAGCUCCAGCGAGAGCUUCGUCUACACAUGGUUGGUCGGCUACUCGGCGCUUAUGGGUCCCAUCGGAGGGGUCGUCCUCGCCGACCACUACAUUGUCCGGCGCACCGCUCUGGACGUCGACGCGCUGUACUCAGAGGACAGGGGCAGCCCUUACUACUUCCAGGGUGGUUUCAACGUCGCCGCGAUGGCGGCGAUGGCGGCCGGAGUUGCGCCUAUCGUGCCAGGAUUUCUUCACAAGGUUGGAGGUCUACCGAGUGUCUCCAAGUCAUUCAUCACGGCGUACAACAAUGCCUGGUUCGUCAGCUUUUUCGUCGCCGGCGCCGUGUACUGUCUGCUCUGCCGCCGGAGAGGGGCACAAGUGAAACACCAGUACGAUUGAUACUAGGUUGUACUUGUAAAAACAGCAGCACAGCUAAAAUGUAAUCGGCCCGCAAAAAAAAGUUAGUGCCAACAUUUUUGCAUCUACAGAUGAAAAUGAUGACACCAAAAUGUACUGCCAAAUUAUUGUUCUGUUGCGAUCUUAAAAAUGGUUUCGGGAUGCCUUCAUAUGCUUACAGAAAUAGCAUUUUACUUGUUUUCGCCUGAACAAUGUAGUGGGUGAUAGGAAAUCAG